UACUCUGGCGCCAUGGCCGCUGAGGUGGUGGUUGUGGGAUCCUGUAUGACCGACCUGGUCAGCUUUACCACACGAUUGCCAAGAGCUGGAGAAACUGUCCUUGGACAUAAGUUUUUUGUUGGUUUUGGAGGGAAAGGAGCCAACCAGUGCGUCCAGUCUGCUCGACUUGGGGCCCAAACCUCGCUCAUCUGCAAGGUUGGGAAGGAUUCCUUUGGCAAUGAUUAUAUUGAAAAUUUGAAGAAGAAUGGUAUUUCUACAGCCUUUGUAGGUCAGACUGCAGAUGCUGCUACUGGAACUGCUUCAAUAAUUGUCAACAGUGAAGGACAGAAUGUUAUUGUAAUAGUACCAGGAGCCAACCUGCUUUUAAAUUUUGAAGACCUGAAGAGGGCUUCUGAUGUCAUCUCGAAGGCCAGAGUGGUUGUUUGCCAGCUAGAAAUAAGCCCUGCUGUUUCUCUUGAAGCUCUGAAAAUGGCACGUGCCAGUGGAGUAAAGACUUUAUUUAAUCCAGCUCCAGCCCUUGCUGACCUAGAUCCACAAUUUUAUACUCAUCCUGAUAUCUUCUGCUGCAAUGAAACUGAGGCAGAAAUUUUAACGGGCAUCCCAGUUGGCAACCUUGAAGAUGCUGGAAAGGUGGGACACAUGCUGUUAGAAAGAGGGUGUAAGCUGGUAAUUGUUACUCUUGGAGAAGAAGGCUGCAUGAUGAUAUCUGCAGAAGAACCCAUUCCAAAGCACGUUCCUGCUGGGAAGGUCAGGGCUGUGGACACUACGGGAGCUGGAGACAGUUUUGUGGGAGCACUGGCCUUCUACCUGGCUUACUAUCCCCAGUUACCCAUGGAGGAAAUGAUCAGGAAAUCCAACUGUGUUGCAUCAGUGAGCGUCCAGGCAUCAGGGACACAAUCUUCAUAUCCUUACAGGAAGGACUUGCCACAGGACCUUUUCUAAUUGACAUUGUCUAGCUCAGUGUACUGAUUUUAUCUUUUCCCAGAUAGCAUUAUUCUCCUGACUGCACUGAGGUUCUCUGCUAACUGGAAACACCAGGAAAGUCUCUGCUUCUUAUUUGAGGAAUCCUGUUAAUUCCUGUUCUACAACAGUAAGACAAGAUGGGGGUGGUGGGUCUUAUGAACACAGCACGGCAGGUCUCUCUGGUCCCAGGCACAACUACUGGGCUUGUGGCCAUCCCACACAAUGUGCUAUACUGUACUGUACUGCACAAAAUUUACAGCAAAAUGUCUGGAGGAUACAGGCCUUCUGGUGGUAAUUUUUACCAGAACUGCUGAUGUGUGAUGCCAGCAUGUGAAGCAGAAUGUGAGCUUUGAAACUGCAACUUCAGGCCGCAGCUGCAGACACCAGAGCCAGCAUUUGGCUGGUAACGAAGCACUGAACAUCAAGCCCUGGCCCAUCUCUUCCCACAUGCCUGAGAUGGGGGCUGCCACCUUGCACUCUGGUUCUGCCAGGCUAUGGAACAUCCCUCAAACUGGAAAAGGGAUGAGACUGCUGCUGAAGCAGACUUUGGAAAACGUCUCUAGCCGUAUUGCUUUAAACAUAGGUGGGCUAGUUAAAGAAUAACUUCCAAAACCAUCAGUGAACUACUGUGGCUGCUUUCUUUAUGCCUGACAAAAAACAAGGAGAGAAGAAUCCAUUCUGCUUGCCUUACUGGAAAUAAUUCAGCCAUUUUAGCAGCGGUCAUAGCUUAUCCAAAAGCUCAUCUUAUUUCACCAGCUGCCCACUGGUGUUCUUCCUUUCCUAGGAAGGAGCCAGUGCAACGCUACCCCUCCAAGGAAUGACACCAAGUCGCGGUCACUACUGUUGAAUCUGUGGCUGGUAGGUUAGAAAAACUUGCAAUCCUGCCAUUGAAUUCCUGCUGUGGAAAAUGUUAAUUUUUAUUGCCUUAUAAAACAAUAGCUCCUUUGAAGAUUACAGCCUGUUUCACAAUGGAAAACACAGACAAUGGGAUUUGCUAUUUAAUUUUUUUAAUUGAGUACUGUAAAAAUAACUCAAAAGAUAAAUAAAUGUUACUGUGAUGAUCUA
This is a messenger RNA of Pogoniulus pusillus (Red-fronted tinkerbird), 2028 nucleotides long. It is a transcript of the gene RBKS, whose product is annotated as ribokinase. Gene Ontology annotation, biological process: D-ribose metabolic process. NCBI's taxonomy places the organism in Eukaryota, Metazoa, Chordata, Aves, Piciformes, Lybiidae. The transcript has 8 exons. The record is from RefSeq and is a predicted model, not a curated record. Gene Ontology annotation, molecular function: ribokinase activity. The coding region runs from base 13 to 942 and encodes 309 amino acids.